Messenger RNA from Pocillopora damicornis (cauliflower coral), 2679 nucleotides. RefSeq names its product asparagine synthetase [glutamine-hydrolyzing]. Gene Ontology annotation, molecular function: asparagine synthase (glutamine-hydrolyzing) activity. Gene Ontology annotation, cellular component: cytosol. The record is from RefSeq and is a predicted model, not a curated record. Lineage: Eukaryota; Metazoa; Cnidaria; Anthozoa; Scleractinia; Pocilloporidae.
GAAACUUUUGCUCUUUAUUUCGUACGCCGUGGGUACAGUCCUACUGGAAGACGUCACUUGACAUUGAUUUCAGGUCAGGACUCACCACUAAGCAGAAUGUGUGGGAUCUGGGCUAUAUUUGGAAUCCCAGAAUACUCAAAGUAUGCCAGCCUUGCCAUGAAAAUCUGCCAAAGAGGACCUGAUGUGUUCCGUAUGGAGACAAUUCCCCAUUUCAAGAACUGCUGUGUGGCAUUCCACCGCCUGGCUAUUGUUGAUGAUCUUUAUGGCAUGCAACCAAUGAGAAUCAAAGCACUGCCACACCUUUACCUAAUUUACAAUGGAGAGAUUUACAACCACAAAGAAGUUGGGAAGAAGUAUGACUUUGACUUUUUCACCAAAUGUGAUGGGGAAGUCAUUCUGCAUCUCUAUGACAAGUUUGGAGUUGAAGGAAUGGCUCAAAGGCUAGAUGGUGUUUUUGCUUUUUGUGUUAUCGACACAAAGAAAAGACAAGUUCACAUUGGAAGAGAUACUUUUGGUAUCCGUCCAUUGUUUACUUUGUCUGCACCUGGAAAGAAAACAGGAAUUUUGGCUUUAAGCUCUGAAGCAAAAGGCCUUGUUCCUCUCAUCAAAAAUUUUGAAAAAAAUGGCAACAAGGUUGUGGUAAAGCCAUUCCCCCCAGGUCAAUAUGCAUCAUACAGCUUGUCAAAUGAAGAAGGAUUAACUACAUUUAUUGAGCAAAAGGCAUACACAAAGGUUGGCAAGCCCCCCGUCUUUGAAACCAAAGUAAAGCCUGACUCCAGCGAUGUCAUGGAAAACAUCAGAAAGUUGUUCACCGAAGCAGUGCGUAAGCGCCUCAUGGCAGACCGUAGAAUUGGUUGUUUGCUCUCUGGUGGCUUGGACUCUAGUUUAGUGGCAUCCUAUCUAACCAAGCUUGCAAAAGAAAGUGGAAUUGACUACCCAAUCCAGACCUUCUCAAUAGGAAUGGAAGGAAGUACAGAUGUUGCUGCAGCUCGCAAAGUGGCAAAUCACAUUGGGAGUGAACACCAUGAGGUAAUCUUUACUGCAGAGGAGGGACUCCAAGCUUUGCGUGAAGUGAUCUAUGCCUUGGAAACAUGGGACAUAACAACAAUCAGAGCAUCAGUUGGAAUGUACCUUGUCAGUAAGUACAUCAGCAAAGAAACUGACACUGUAGUAAUUUACUCUGGUGAGGGUUCUGAUGAGCUGUGUCAAGGUUACAUCUAUUUCCAUAAGGCACCAACCCCAGAAGAUGCAGAUGCAGAAUCUCGAAGACUGCUGGAAGAUCUUUACUUGUACGAUGUUCUGCGUGGUGACCGCUCAACAGCUUCACAUGGUCUGGAAAUCCGUGUUCCCUUCUUAGAUGUUCAAUUCACUUCUUAUUUCUUAUCUCUUCCUCCUGAGAUGCGACAGCCUAAAGAUGGUAUUGAAAAGUGGCUUCUGCGGGUAUCUUUUGAUAAAACAGAUGCAUUACCCAAGGAGAUUCUUUGGCGAGCUAAAGAGGCAUUCUCUGAUGGAGUGUCUUCUACUAAGCCUGGACAGGCAUGGUUUGAGAUUUUACAGAAUCACAUCAAUAACCAGGUCCCUGAUGAAGCACUAGCUGCAGCAGCUGAGGUUUACCCAGAUAACACCCCCAAAACCAAGGAAGGCUUCUAUUACCGUCAGAUCUUUGAAGAGUUUUUCCCAGACCAGGGCCAUUUUAUCCCAUAUCUGUGGAUGCCAAAGUGGACUAAUGCCACAGAUCCUUCAGCAAGAACCUUGGAACAUUUCAAAGAAUAGAGCUACACUAAGUGUGAUGCAUUCCAUGAAGUAUAAACAGUUAAAAUUUGUAAAGGACAGCAUCACUUUUGGAAACUUAAAAACAAAACAAAAAUCUAGAUGUCAUUGAAAAGCCCUGGGUUUGUUGACUUUCUAUUUAACUUUUUUUUAUUAUUAAAAUUGGAUCAGCUCAAGACUAGGUUUUACUGUUUUACAACUUACCAGUGAUAGGAUCACUCAAUCAUUUUGCUUUGUAUAGGAUUAGUUUGACUCUGUUUAAAGGCUUUACCACUUUUAGUAUCAUAGAUGUGAUCACUUGUCUUAACUCCCAGUCUAUACUUUUGCAAACAAUCUGCUGGUUUUUCCACCGAGGAAUUGAUAGGGGAAGGUCUUAAGGUGCCCUUAAUCCCUCGUCUCUGUUAAUGUAACAUCGUACAACCCUUAUAAAUCAAGUAAUUUCUAUCCAAAAAAUCUAAAGGGCAUGAAUCCCUCCAUGCUAAUUCCGCAAAAUGCCAUUUAUGUAGAACACAGCAUUGAUUUCAACAUUUCGGUAGGGUAAGUAGUCUAAGUGUGACCCUCUCCCUUCUUCAAUAACCAUUGCUUUGAAAGCUGUGAGGUCAUCUGAGAGUAGAAUGAGGCGUAGGGAGACUUGUGACAGACGUGGCAACUCAGUGGUUUAUUCCUAUUAAACUGAGACCCUUGUUUUUAUUUACCAACAACAGUUCUUUUAAUUUUACACCAACAACGGUACUUUGUAAUACGUAUGCAAUCUGUGUUAAAAAUUGGAUGAAAACAUCUAGUAAAAAUCACAAUAAGGAUUCGCAUUGAAUGAUAUCCGGUCCAAUUUAAUUUCCAGAUUGGAUUCCGUAAGAAAGUUUUCCCAGAAAUAACGCAAAUAAACAUAGAAAUAAAUUAUUAUUAAUCUGA